GCCCACUAUAAAUAAAAUAAUACAUUUCAUUGUCUAUUUUUUCUUGUAAUCCAUAAUUUUUUGUAUCAUUGUAUAAUCAUGAUUUUUUCAUUUUCUUGCAAUCGGAAUUUCCUCCUCAGGAUAUCAAGGAACUGAAGUUUCUUAUUUGAUGGUUCAUCACACAAAUUUUGUGAUAAUUAAUGGAUGCAUUUAUUUGGAGAAAAACGGGGGAACAACAACGCAUGAGAAAGAGAAUAUAACUUCACCUUUAUAAAAUCUUUACUUGCACCAAAAUGAGUUAGUUCUUUACAUUAGAACUAGUAAAUCAUAUCCAAAAUUCAAAUGCUUACGUUUAAGCUUGUGACAAUGACAAUUCCUCAAUCCAUAUACCAUUCUUUCUGUAAUCUGUCUCUCAUAUCUAAAUGCUCAAUCUCUACCACACAAUCCUUAGCAGUCAUAGCAUUAAUUCUCAUACUACUUUACUUAUGUUUUAGACCUCAGACAGUGUAUCUUAUUGACUAUGUUUGUUAUAUGCCUCCUGAUCAUUUGCGCAUCCCUUACUCUCAUAUGGUAGAACACUUUGAACUAUGCAACUUUGACAAAGAAACAUUAGACUUUGAAACCAAAGUGCUAGAAAGGUCCGGUAUUGGAGUCGAGGCUUGCAUGCCAGAAUCAGUUCACGAGCUCCCCCCAAAUGAUUCCAUGAAGUCUGCACAAGCAGAAGUUGAACUGGUUCUUUUCAAAGUUGUCAAAGAUCUACUUUCCAAGCACAAAGUGAAUCCUAAAAGCAUUGACAUCCUGGUGUCAAAUUGUAGCCUAUUUUGUCCUACACCAUCCAUUGCAUCUAUGAUCAUAAACAAGUUUGGAUUCAGGAGCAACAUCAAGAGUGUCAACCUAAGUGGAAUGGGUUGCAGUGCUGGAUUGUUGUCAAUAGACUUAGCCAAAGAUCAGUUGAGAGUUCACAACAACUCAUUGGCUCUAGUUCUUAGCAUGGAGGCUGUAGCUCCAAAUGGCUACAGAGGUAAUGACAAAUCCAUGCUUAUUGCCAAUGUAUUGUUUCGAAUGGGAGGAGUAGCCAUUUUAUUAUCUAACAGAAAACAAGACAAGCUAGUUGCCAAGUACAAGCUUCAACAUCUUGUGAGAACCCACACAGGAUCAAAUGACCAAGCAUAUAAGUCUGUUUACCAAGAAUCUGAUGAAAACGAGAUGGUGGGUGUUUCCCUCUCACGAUCACUUCUUACUGUAGCUGCUUCAGCUUUGAGGACUAAUAUAACAACCUUAGGUCCUCUUGUCUUGCCAUAUUCAGAGCAAUUGUGCUUUGGAUGGUCAGUGAUUUGCAACAAAAUAUGGCCCAGAGGGAGAAAAGAAAUCUAUGUGCCAAAUUUUAAGAAGGCUUUUGAACAUUUCUGUAUACAUGCAGGAGGUAAGUCAGUCAUAGAUGUCAUAGAGGAAAGUCUUAAGCUGCAGAAGAAAGACGUUGAAGCCUCAAGGAUGACAUUAUACAGAUUUGGCAAUACUUCAUCUUCUUCUCUGUGGUAUGAACUUUGCUAUUUGGAGGCAAAAGGAAGGGUGAAGAAAGGAGACAGGGUGUGGCAAAUUGCCUUUGGAAGUGGAUUCAAGUGUAACAGUGCAGUUUGGAAGUGUCUUUCUGAUACUGAUCCAAAUAUAAGAAAUGUUUGGUCAGAUAGAAUCCAUUUGUAUCCAGUUGAGAUACCUGUGUUUGACUGUUGAAUUUGUAAUAGGUUUGAAAAACGUUCACUUAGACAGUCAUUGGAUAUCAUACCUCGCUUAUAUUAUAUGACCAUGA
Vigna radiata var. radiata (mung bean) is the source of this 1786-nucleotide messenger RNA. Its product is annotated as 3-ketoacyl-CoA synthase 7. Gene Ontology annotation, cellular component: membrane. Gene Ontology annotation, biological process: fatty acid biosynthetic process. The record is from RefSeq and is a predicted model, not a curated record. Gene Ontology annotation, molecular function: acyltransferase activity, transferring groups other than amino-acyl groups. The transcript has a single exon. The coding region runs from base 322 to 1710 and encodes 462 amino acids. NCBI's taxonomy places the organism in Eukaryota, Viridiplantae, Streptophyta, Magnoliopsida, Fabales, Fabaceae.